AUGUCGUUGAAUUUCUAUGAUACACUCUGUCCUCGUUACAGGAAGACUCAGCUUCAGCUGUCGGCGUCGCGAAUCACGGUGAUGCGCAACAAGCGGCAGAACGAGCUCAAGUACAAACGGCGUGAGGUGGCGAUGAUGCUCAAGGGCGGCCAGGAGGCUCGAGCUCGUAUUAGGGUGGAGGAGCUUAUAAGGGAGGAGAACACUAUAGCGGCCUACGACGUGUUGGAGCUCUUUUGCGAGCUGCUGGUCGCCCGCAUCCUCAUUAUAGAGUCGCAGAAGACCUGCCCGGUGGACCUGCGGGAGGCCGUGUCGAGCAUUAUUUUUGCUGCCCCGCGCUGCUCCGACCUGCCCGAGCUCGCCGAGGCGAAGAAACUCUUCCAGCAAAAGUUUGGGCGGGAAUUCGUGAUGGCAGCAGAGGAGCUGCGGCCCGAAUGCGGAGUGAACCGAAUCAUCGUGGCUAAACUCUCAGUCCGCGCCCCCUCCCCCGAAUCGAAGCUAGAGGCGCUGCAGAAAUUGGCAGAGGAGAACGGCGUGGAGUGGGAUCCAGCGAGCAUGCAGAAAGAUUUACUGGCGAAAUACGAAGACAUGAUGGUGAGCGGGGUGGGGUGCGUUCCAAUCAGCCAGUCUACACAUCUGCCCAUCCAGCUGUCCUUUCAAGUGACUUUUCUUUCUGCCUUUGACCUCGCUCCCCUUUCUCCCCACCGCCCCCCUCAGGACCCUCGUUCCAAUCAGCCAGUCUACACAUCUACCCUUCCAGACGCUCCCAGAACGGAACCCCCCCUCCAUCGUCUCCCCUUUCUCCCUUCCCCAUUUCUUCCCUUCCCCUUUCCCCACUUCCCCCCUUUCUCCUUCUCUUCUUGCCCCUUCCAGGACCCUCGGUCCAAUCAGCCAGUCUACACAUCUGCCCUUCCAGAUGCUCUUGCAAUGACUCAUCUUUCUGUCUUUGACUCCCCCCCCUCCCUCCCCCCCUCUUCCCUUCAGGAUCCUCGUUCCAACCAGCCAGUCUACACAUCUGCCCAUCCAGACGCUCCCAGGACCCCCCCUCCUCACGACUCCAUGCCCAACAUGUUUGGCCCCGGGCAGCCCUACAAUCCCGGGCAGCCCGCAAAUGUUCCGGCGGGCAGCCAGCCGUACGAAACCGGCCCUCCAUCUGCCCCGCCGCGCACAGAAUCUCUCAUUACAGCAGAUGAUUAUGAGAAGCGGUGGGUGGGAGGGGCAGGCGGGCAGGGGCAGGCAAAUAACCCUGCCCAUCCCGCUUCUGCUGCUGCCGCUGCUGGUGCUGCUGCCGGUGCUGCUGCUGGUGGUGCUGCUGGUUCUGCUGCUGCUGGUGGUGGUGGCGGUGGUGGUGGUUAUGGUACUGGUGGUGGUUCGGCUGGUUACACUGGCGUGGGUGGUAACCCUCUGGAUUACCCAGCAUCAUCUGUACCCAAGUAUGGGGAAGGGAAGGCUUUCAAGAGAGAUGCUAUGGAUUAUGCUCCUAGUAGCUACGGUGGAGGAGGGGGACGGGGAGGAGGAGGGGGAGGAGGAGGCGGGGGAGGGGGCGGAGGAGGGGGUAACUACCAGAAUCAGAGUAGCAACCAACCCAGUGGUGCGUUUUCCACAGAGGAGAUUCGGCAGGCAGAAAACGAGGUAGCCAGGGAGUUUGAUCGUGUGGCUGAGGAGAGAGAGCGCCAGAUGGCGGCGAUCCGUGAGUCGUCAGAGCGCGCCAGGCUGGCAGCGCAGCGGGCGUCAGAUGCCGCGCGGAUGGCUGUCGGGGGCGGUGGAAUGGGGGGGAUGGGGGGGAUAGGGGGAGGGGGGAUUGGUGCUGGUUAUGGUUCGGGGGCAGGAGGAGGAGGGGGAGGGAUGAUGGGCGGACAGGGAGGAAUGGCAGUGAACGCUCGUUAUGGGCCUAGUGCUUACGGCGGCAUGCCAGGUGGAUCCCCAGGUGGUUCUGUUGGUCCAGGUGAUUCCUCAGGUGGUUCAGGUGGAGGGGGCGGGAUGCAUGAUGGAGAGGAGAGCCUGGAUUUGCCAGCUCCCCCUAGAGGAAUCGUGGGGGGAAGAGGAGGGGGAGGGGGAGGAGGGGGAGGGGGAGGGGGAGGAGGAGGAGGAGGAGGUGGGUUUGUGGGUGCAAGUGCAUUUGACGAUUUUGUGGCUAAGUCACCUCGAGCAGGUGAAACUGGUAGUGGUGGCUUUGGGGCAGGAGGAGCAGGAGGAGCAGGAGGAGGAGGAGCAGGAGGAGGAGCAGGGGGAACAGGAGGGGCAGGGGGCAUGGGUAGUGGGUAUGGUGGAGAGUCAGCAGCGCCAACAAGCCACGGCACCCCAGCACAUGCUUUCGAUGACUACGUUGCUCGAUCUCCCAGGGGGGCCAACAACAGCAACAGCAACAACAGCGGCGAUUUCAACGCCCCGUCCGUCCCAGGUUCGGGCCCCACCCAUUCCUCCCACUCAGGCUCGGAAUUCCCCUCGGUUCCAGGCUCGGGCGGGUACGGCUCCGGUUCUGGCUCGGGGUACGGCGGAGGAGGUGGGGGGGUAGGCUCGGGGGCAGGUUCGGGGAUGGGAGGUUCGGGAAUGCAGAGUGGUCCGGGGACGACUGGUUUGUCGGGAGAUGUGAUGUCUCUUCCGGGGAUUGAUGACUUAGCGGCGAGGUUUGACCGACUGAGGAAGAGAACGGCUGCAUCGGAUGACCUGUGA
Messenger RNA from Closterium sp. Naga37s-1, 2670 nucleotides. The record is from the annotation of a GenBank genome assembly. Lineage: Eukaryota; Viridiplantae; Streptophyta; Zygnematophyceae; Desmidiales; Closteriaceae.